Gilbertella persicaria is the source of this 1235-nucleotide messenger RNA. RefSeq lists its product as uncharacterized. Bases 102 to 1091 code for a protein of 329 amino acids. The record is from RefSeq and is a predicted model, not a curated record. NCBI's taxonomy places the organism in Eukaryota, Fungi, Mucoromycota, Mucoromycetes, Mucorales, Choanephoraceae. The transcript is spliced from 4 exons.
UUUUAUUCCUCCGACUAAACAAAUUAGCAAGCUACAUAAAUAGGAACAUCAUCCCUGUCCUCCUUUUUUUUUCAAAUUGUUCAAUUAGAAAAAACCCCAUUAUGCUUCUUAUUACAGGUGCUGACCAAUACAUUGGAUACGCUAUCACAUCUCAUUUGGCUGAACAUCAAGCCUUACGAUCUCAACUUCGGGUGCUAUGUCAAAACAAGUCUCGUUGCCAUGGUUUCGCUAAAGCUGGUAUGGAUGUCCGCCAAAUUGAUUAUUUACACCCUCAUCAACUCUCAUUGGCUAUGCGUGGCGUAGAUCAUGUCAUCCUGGCUAUUGGGAAUGAACUGAACCGUGUUGACCAUGCCAAAUCCAUCUGUGCUGUAGCUGCUCAAUCGGGUGUAUCGAGCAUUAUCUGUAUUUCUCAUGUGGGUGCUAGUUCAAAAUAUGCUUCACUUCAAGAUUAUGGUCAGAUUGAGUCUGCUGUUCUUCACAGUGGAUGCCCACACACGAUUCUCAGACUUGAUUUUGUACAACAAUACUUUCAUUUGUGGUCUAAUUACGCUGAAAAGCAUCGCCAAGUCUUACUCCCUUUAUCUGAAGACAUGGAGAUCUGCCCUGUUGCUAUUUCUGAUGUAUGUAAAGUGAUUGAAAGUCUUUUGGUACAAGAUGGUCAAACAAAGCCUUUAGACGAUGCUCAUGAUGGACAAGUCUAUACACUCACAGGUCCUCAAAUCAAUGGUAAACAACUGGUCGAAUACUUGUCUUCAAGCACAGGCUAUGCUCAUUUCAAGUAUCGUCAUGGUCGACCUAUGGACCUCAGUUAUUACUUGAGCGGGCUCAGUAAAGAUAUCUGGUUUGAUGCUCGAUUAAAGCAAGAAAUGUCACACAUGUACCACGACACAUUUGAUAGAAAAGCUUAUAAAGACAAGGCUUAUGCUACUCCUACAGAUAAACAGAUUCAAACGUAUUUGGAUUACUUUGAUUGGGUUCAAACAUCUGGCAGUAUUUGUGUACCACAUACAAGCAUGUUGACAAAAUCACCUUGUGAACCUAUGCAACUCUUUUUUGAACAGAAUGCCAAUAGCUUUAAACCUCGAGUCUAGCUUUCUUUUAAAAUAAAAUUUUAUGUAUAUAUAAAAAGAAACACACCAUCUUAUUUUACAUGGCAUAUUUUCUGGUCCAAUCUCUUGCUGUGGAUUCAUAACGAGAACGAUCCGUUUUAUAGAUAUGAGCAAGUUCAGGCACAA